CCGCUGUCAGACCGGAUGUAGGGCCGCCGAUCCGCUCUCAGGCCCUUUUCUCUCUGCAAGCUGUGCGUGUGCGCUUCUGACUCAAAAUGGCAGACUGGGAGACCGCGCCCGCUGUGGCUGAGACACCCGAGAUCAAACUGUUCGGGAAGUGGAGCACCGAUGAUGUACAGAUCAACGACAUCUCCCUUCAGGACUACAUCGCUGUGAAGGAGAAGUAUGCCAAGUACCUCCCUCACUCCGGAGGGCGCUACGCCGCCAAGCGCUUCCGUAAGGCCCAGUGCCCCAUCGUGGAGCGUCUGACCAACUCCAUGAUGAUGCACGGGCGCAACAACGGCAAGAAGCUGAUGACCGUGCGCAUCGUCAAGCACGCCUUCGAGAUCAUCCACCUGCUGACCGGAGAGAACCCUCUGCAGGUGUUGGUCAACGCCAUCAUUAACAGUGGCCCACGUGAAGACUCCACCCGUAUCGGCCGCGCCGGAACGGUCAGGAGACAGGCCGUGGACGUGUCCCCACUCCGCCGUGUCAACCAGGCUAUCUGGCUGCUGUGCACAGGGGCGAGAGAAGCCGCCUUCAGGAACAUUAAGACCAUCGCUGAGUGUCUGGCCGACGAGCUCAUCAACGCCGCCAAGGGUUCGUCAAACUCCUACGCCAUCAAGAAGAAGGACGAGCUGGAGAGAGUGGCCAAGUCCAACCGUUAAACACGGAUCUCGUUUCUACAAAAAUAUCGAAUAAAUACAUUUGGUGGA
Trichomycterus rosablanca is the source of this 746-nucleotide messenger RNA. RefSeq names its product ribosomal protein S5 (gene rps5). Gene Ontology annotation, molecular function: rRNA binding; structural constituent of ribosome; mRNA binding. Lineage: Eukaryota; Metazoa; Chordata; Actinopteri; Siluriformes; Trichomycteridae. The transcript has 6 exons. Bases 87 to 698 code for a protein of 203 amino acids. The record is from RefSeq and is a predicted model, not a curated record. Gene Ontology annotation, biological process: ribosomal small subunit assembly; translation. Gene Ontology annotation, cellular component: ribosome; cytosolic small ribosomal subunit.